This is a messenger RNA of Mesorhabditis spiculigera, 3531 nucleotides long. NCBI's taxonomy places the organism in Eukaryota, Metazoa, Nematoda, Chromadorea, Rhabditida, Rhabditidae. The record is from the annotation of a GenBank genome assembly.
AUGUCACCAAUCGCCUUGAUUUACUGCUUUUUUCUGUUGCUUCACCACACGUUUUCCAGGCGACCACGGAAUCCCUACGCCGCACUUACUAACGCAUUUGGACGUGCCUACUCGGAUGCAAGCUUCCGCCUGCGUGCGACCAGGAAAAUGCCGCUUUUUAUGAACCAUGAGCAGGAUCGCCUGCUGCACCAGAUUGAAGAAGAGGGCCCCGGCUACUCAGCGGAUCCCACGCCGAUAAGUACGCCCGUCAGAGAGACGAAGAAGGUCAUGCGCUUCACCUGCGAGAUCGACCACGCCAAUGUGCUGCCGAUGCCCAGUGGAGACCAUUCAUCAGUUUCCGGAAACGCACCGCUGCUUAGUGUUAGCUCGCUGGUCCCGCCGAAAAGCCCGAGCGGCACUUCCCUAAAGCCGGUCUCUUCGGUCGGCUCCAUUAGCCGCAAUAAUAGCACCAGGGAACUUUUCUCCUGGGAGCAAGGCAAGACGAACAACUUGGCCCUCUACGAUGAACCGCAAGGACAAUACGUCUCCAACUACUUGGGCGCCUUCACCACACCCGGCCCGGCGGAGCGUGACCAGCAGAAGCGGGCAAAGGCCGACCUCGGAGUCAUGCUGGGCGUCUACUUGCCGACUAUCCAGCAUAUUCUGGGCGUUACGAUGUUCAUCCGUCUUUUCUGGGCGGUCGGCAUAGCUGGGCUCGGACAGACGUUCCUGAUGCUUUUCCUUUGCUGCUUCUGUACAUUCCUCACCUGCAUCUCUAUCUCGGCCGUCGCCACUAACGGAGUCAUGGAAUCUGGCGGUGCUUACUAUUUGAUUUCCAGGAAUCUCGGGCCGGAAUUCGGGUCUGCCGUCGGGAUUCUGUUCUACCUGGCCAACACUGUCGCCACCAGCAUGUACUUGGUAGGAGGGAUCGAAAUCUUGCUGCUCUACAUCUUCCCGAGUCUGACGAUCGGCGGCCCGGACGUGCACCACGAUACGGGCACAUGGGGGAUGAUGACGCACAACCUGCGGCUUUACUCCACUAUUCUACUUCUCAUCGAAUUCGCCAUCGUCGCAAUGGGUGUCAAGUUCGUUCAGCUGCUAGCGCCGGUGUCUCUCAUCUGUGUAAUCUGCUCAAUCUUGGCCUGUUAUGCCGGCGGUGUUGAAAAAACUCUAAAUCCUUCUGCUGGGCACUAUGUUUGCAUGCUGAACGAUCGACUGCUACAGUCAGAUGUUGUACUCCCGCCCGGCGCCGCUUUUGAGGAUAUGUGCCUCUACUGCAACAAAAGCAACGAAUUCCUGACCACAACCUUCUGCAACUCUUCCACCUCUUCAUGCGAUGCAAUGAUUGGCGGUAACCUGCGGUGCAUCAAUGGCUUCCCCGGACUGUACAGCGGGGCUUUCAUGGAGAACUUUGGGCCAAACUAUGUCGACGCUUUCUACACAUCCGUCAACACACAAGCGGACAAGAAGACUGACGUUUUCCAGGAUGUUCGUACCACCUUCUUCGUCCUGCUCGCCAUCUGGUUCCCAGCUGUCACUGGCAUCUUUACGGGCGCAAAUAUGAGCGGGGAUUUGAAAAACCCCCAAACGUCGAUUCCGGGAGGUACUAUCGCGGCCCAGCUGACAACUUCCUUUGUCUACUUCUCACUGGCCUUCGUCUUCGGAGCGACGAUUGAUGGAAACGUGCUGCGUGACAAGAACGGUAAAUCUGUUGGUAGCAACCUGGUGGUAGCCCUCUUGGCUUGGCCUUCUCCAUGGGUGCUGCUCGUCGGCUCCUUCCUCUCCACUUUCGGAGCUGCUCUACAGUGUCUCUGCUCGGCCCCGCGUAUCCUGCAAGCCAUCGCCAAGGAUGAUGUGAUCCCUAUUCUGGCGCCCUUCAAAGUCGUCACCUCGAAGAACGAGCCGUUUAACGGUCUUAUCCUGACCACCGUCAUUGCCGAAUGCGCCAUCCUUCUCGGUGGUAUGGACAACAUUGCCGCCGUCGUCGAUUUCUUCUUCUUAAUGUGCUACGGCUUCGUCAACAUCAUUUGCACCCUGCACUCUGUCCUUGGAGCUCCUAACUGGCGCCCACGUUUUAAGUACUAUCAUUGGACUCUUUCCUUCAUUGGUGCCUUCCUCUGCUUCUUCAUCAUGUUCUCAACCCAUUGGGAUUACGCCCUGAUCGCGUGUGCUCUCUGUCUGCUCAUCUACAAAUACGUCGAAUGGAAGGGUGCCAAGAAGGAAUGGGGUGACGGCAUCCGCGGUUUGGCGCUUUCGACGGCCCAGUAUUCGUUGAUGAAGAUCGAGGACAAGGAUCCGCAUCCAAAGAAUUGGCGUCCGCAGCUCUUGCUGAUCAUGUCAAUGCCAUGGAGCAAGGACAACAUCGACAUUCGUUACAUGAACCUGCUGAACCUUGCGUCACAACUGAAGGCCGGCCGUGGUUUGAGCAUCGUUUCGUCCUUUAUUCGCGGAAAUCCGUUUUCGGUUGAUGACAGAAAACGGGCAAAUGAGAUCCGUGCCCGUAUGGAGGCUGACAUGGACAACCUGCGAUUGCGCGGUUUUAGCAAGGCGAUCAUUUAUGGGGAAGAUCAGAUCAUCGGCUCCAUGUCCACCUUGGUGCAGUCAAUUGGACUCGGCGGCCUAAAGCCCAACACAAUGCUCAUUUCUUGGCCCACGCAUGAUCGCGGAGAGCACGAACUAGCCGACAGCGAAUACCAGACCUUUACCGACAAGCUCCACGCCGCGGUGGCCAUGGAAAUGGCUCUGCUGGUCGCCAAGGGUAUCAUCAACUUCCCGAACACGCAGACCGCUGUCAAGCUUCACGGGUACAUCGACGUUUACUGGAUUGUGCAAGACGGAGGGCUUUGUCUCCUGGUGGCUUAUCUUCUGAAGCUGAACAAGAUCUGGCGUGGCUGCAAACUUCGCAUCAUCGCCAUCGCCCAAGAAUCCGACAACAACACGCGCAUGCAACAAGACUUGCAGAAAUACGUUUACCAACUUCGGAUCGACGCGAAGAUACUUAUCGUCGAGUUGGCCGAUCCGCAAAUCUCGAAGAAUGCCUUUGAACGGACGCUGUUGAUGGAGGAGCGUACGAAAUUCAUCCACAAGAUGCAGCAACAGCGCUCGAUUCAGCGGGGCGAGGGGCAGUAUUUGUCGCCAUUGGUGGUCGCCGAGCAGCAGCAAGCACGCGAGAAGGCAAACAGCAAGGGGACGAUCAGCAGCAGCGAGGCCGACGCCGAGACUGAAGAUAGCGGGGAGGAGGAGAAGAAGCUAGAGGAGAAUGAUGCCGUUCCGGAACUAAACGACCACGAUAAGAAGCAGGACGUGAAGAAGAAGAUGCGCGCGCUGGACAGGAACAAGGUUCACAAAAUGCACACGGCCAUCCGCCUCAACGAGCUGAUCACGGAACAUUCGAAGGAGGAUUCUCAGCUGGUACUGCUCAACCUGCCGAAGCCGCCGAUUGGACGUGAAGGGCUCGAUGACUACAUACACUACUUGGAGGUGCUUUCCGAUAACCUGACGCGUGUCAUUUUCGUCCGAGGCACCGGCAAGGAAGUCCUUACAACCGGUUCU